Messenger RNA from Ophidiomyces ophidiicola, 1647 nucleotides. RefSeq lists its product as uncharacterized. The coding region runs from base 1 to 1647 and encodes 548 amino acids. Lineage: Eukaryota; Fungi; Ascomycota; Eurotiomycetes; Onygenales; Onygenaceae. Gene Ontology annotation, cellular component: mitochondrion. The transcript is spliced from 3 exons. The record is from RefSeq and is a predicted model, not a curated record.
AUGCUCCCUGUGCGCAACGCCAGAUCGAUUCUUCGGCCACUGUGCAGAAGCAGAGCUGGCUUGAGCACCGCCUGCGGCCAGGGCCUGUUUGACUACACCUCCGGUCGCUGGCUGUAUGAUGAAGACCUCCAGCUUAAACGGCGAUAUAUCGAGUUCAAUGUCAAUGCUCUCCAAAGGGCUGCCGGCCGGAUCCUCGGCCAUAGCUGUUCUCAAAUUACAAAGCUACCAGAAGGAUUUUAUAAUAAAGUUUUUUUGUUGAAGACAGAGCUGGGCGGGGAGACUCUUGCCAGAAUUCCAAAUCCUAAUGCAGGCUCGGCUGGCUAUGUUAUUGCUAGUGAAGUGGCUACACUUGAUUUUCUUCGUAACGUCCUUGAUAUCCCGGUGCCUGAAGUUAUUGAUUGGAGUCCACCUUCCACACAGCCCGAUGCGGUCGGUGCUGGCUACAUGCUAAUGAAGAAAGUGAAAGGCUGCCAGCUGAGCGAGGUAUGGCCAGAUAUGUCCGAAGCUCAGCGAUUUCGGUUGGUGAAGAGUGUGGUUGCGAUCGAAGCAAAGCUCUCUUGUCUCGGCAUACAGGGCUACGGCAGUAUCUAUUAUAGAGAUUCAUACCCCAAUGGUAUGCCUCUUGAAAUAUCGGCGCCUGAUCAAGGCUCUGAAACGGAUGUUCUCGAAAAGUUUGUGCUUGGCCCCAGUACAGACAGAAAUUUUUGGGUAGAUGGGCGAGAAUCUCUAGAGAUGGACCGGGGCCCAUGGAGCACGGCGGCGGAGUACAUCUCGGCCAUAGCGAAACGUGAAGUACUCUGUAUUCGGAACUCUGUGCCCAACCAAUCUCGAUUUCACGCGUCAAGUCUAGCGAAAGGAGACAGAGCUCGUGAAGCACAUAUCAAACUCCUACAUCAAUUCCUCACCCUUUUGCCCCAUAUCUUGCCACCCGUGAAUAUAACCCAGGCUGUUUUAUUGCAUCAUGAUCUGCACGCAGAUAACAUUUUCAUCGACAUCGAUGACCCAACUAAGAUAACUGGGAUAAUUGACUGGCAGGCGACCUAUGCUGCUCCACUUUUCCUGCAGACAAGAUUUCCCUCGAUAUUUGACUGCGAAGACCCAUAUCCAUGGGGUGCAGUGCAGCCUGAGCUGCCCAAAGAGUUUGACAGCAUGACAGAAUUAGACAAGCAAGCCGCCGAGCAACAAUUUUCGAGGCUGAGGUUAAAAAAAUUCUACGAACUGGCGUCGAGGAAAUUCAACCCUGACAUUCCCCGAGCGAUGGAUGCCAUGAGCAACGAUGACGACCCGACGUCUUUUAUCUUCCAUCUUCUCGGGCAGACUUCCGUAGAUGGUCCGAUUCCGUUUCAAGAAUUGCUCAUACAAGUUUGCGAGAAAUGGGACAUACUUUGUGCCAAACGUGGGUCCGGCAUUCCUUGCCCCGUUAGUUUUUCUAGCGACGACAUUUCAAGGCACCGGGAAAAGGCUGCGUGUUGGGCGGCGAUCUAUGGUGAGUUGAACGAUCUGCUUGUCACCGUUGGCGGCAAGGAUGGGUGGGUGUCGCACGACGAAUAUCCGGCGGCAUUGCUCAGGUUUAACCAGCAUCGGGAAGCCUUGAAGAAGCUUCGCGGGCAGUUGGAGGAGACCUUGGAGGACGCUUGUUAUUUGUAA